GUGCCUGUGCCUGUGCCUGUGCCUGUGCCUUAGUUCUUUGCACAGUUGUGCGCUCGUUACAUAUCUCUCAUUUUUACAGGCUUUUAUUUGCUGAUUCUUCUAGUCCACCGACCCACGCAUGGCACCUUUUCACGCCUACGUGUAUUUUAUGAAGUCGAAUCCUGAUUUCCCAUGUGAAUGCCGUUCAACUGCUGUCGCGCUGUAUCAGAUAUGACGAAACUUAAACGUUCGAGUCUUUUUCCCAGCUCGCAAUAAAUUCGUUUCAUCGUCUUUUUGCUGUUACAGAUAUGAAGUACGCUUUCUGGGCACACGUGGGCUGUCCGCAGGCGUGGCCACGGGGUAUACCGUUGGGAGGUUACCCAGCCUCAAUACGAUUGUCAGUACGUCCCUUUACGCGGCCCAGUGAUACAGAAACUAUCAACCCAGACAGAAGUUCUACGCAAACUUCAGGCUCGAAUAGUCCAGUGCAAACCAAUACUGUCGGGCACACAGGGGUAGACGCAGAGGCCGAUACAGAGCGAUUCGAUAGAUUAUGUGCGCUAUUACAAGAGGAGCUACAGCACGAUAUCGACCGGCUGGUGCAUAGACCUGUGGCCGACUCGUAA
Sphaeroforma arctica JP610 is the source of this 605-nucleotide messenger RNA. RefSeq lists its product as hypothetical. Bases 288 to 605 code for a protein of 105 amino acids. Lineage: Eukaryota; Ichthyosporea; Ichthyophonida. The record is from RefSeq and is a predicted model, not a curated record. The transcript has a single exon.